Messenger RNA from Paracoccidioides brasiliensis Pb18, 642 nucleotides. RefSeq lists its product as uncharacterized. The coding region runs from base 1 to 642 and encodes 213 amino acids. Gene Ontology annotation, cellular component: preribosome, small subunit precursor; 90S preribosome; nucleolus. The transcript has 2 exons. The record is from RefSeq and is a predicted model, not a curated record. Gene Ontology annotation, biological process: maturation of SSU-rRNA from tricistronic rRNA transcript (SSU-rRNA, 5.8S rRNA, LSU-rRNA).
AUGGCCCCAAUUGCCCCCAAAAAGCUCGCAGCUACCCGAGCUAAUUCCUCCCGACAACCCAUUGCCUCCUCACCCUCCAACCAUGUCAGUCCUUUCGCAGACCCAGAUGCCUUUCGCACAACCAAAAGGGAUAAACGCCAAAUAAAACACUCCAUCUUCCUCUCCAAAAUCGAAAAACCCCGCAGCAAGACACUGAAACGACGACGGCCCUCAAAGAAACUAAUCGCCAACCUUGAUUCGCUGGUUGAUGCCCUCCCGGAUGCUGGUGAUGGUGACGAUAAUGGCACAUACAAUCAUCACCACAACAACGGCCCUGCCAACAAUAAAAGGCAAAUGCUUGACAGCCAGGUGAAUAUUAUUAGGCAGAAGACUUUGAAGCAUAAACCUGGUGCGAUGAAAAGGAAGGAGAAAUUGGAUCGGAGGGAGAGAGAGCGCUUUGCCCGGAAUUUGGCGCAGAUGGCGGUUCCCCCAACAACUUCUGGUACGAAUACAAAUGCGAAUACAGCAGUCGAUGCGCAGACGCAGGUGCAGACACAAGCAGAGACUCAGCCAUCGACGUCGAAUCGGUGGGCUGCUUUGCGCAACUUCAUUUCUCAGACCAUCGAUCAGAAUCCGGAGUUUCAGAGAUCGAGGCCAACAUGA